AUGCAACCUCUCACCAGCCUUCUUCACGGAUCCCUCAACCUCAUCCCUCUCCGUCCUAUUCUUCCCAUCAUCAUCGUCGUCCUCCUUCCUCAACUGCGGCGCAGUAACAUUUCCCCUCCCAACCAACCUCAAACUCCCACCGCCCCCAAAAUCACACCAAAUCAUCUCGAACCCCGUAUUCAUCCUCACAACCCCCUCAAACCCCCACCCGGGCCCCCGUAG
Molecule: messenger RNA, 222 nt
Organism: Colletotrichum paranaense
Lineage: Eukaryota; Fungi; Ascomycota; Sordariomycetes; Glomerellales; Glomerellaceae
Exons: 1
Coding region: 1-222 (73 amino acids)
Source: RefSeq, a predicted model, not a curated record